UUUACGGGGACGGUCAAAAUAAUGUAUGUUUACCUAGUCCUCUUCGCCGUUUUAUCCUAUUUAGUUUGUAUAAAAUGCAUUUACAAUCGACAAUGGCACGCUUUGAGGAGCUCGCUGAAACGUACCUUCAACGUUUCGUCAGAGAGAAAAACAGUUGGCGCUGACGUCAGAGCUCUGGUGGUUACUGCGCAUCCGGAUGAUGAGUGCAUGUUCUUUGCCCCAACGAUCAUACGACUAGUUGAAUUAAAUGCCAGCGUACACCUGCUGUGCUUGUCUGAAGGGAACUACUAUCAUCAGGGAUCUCAGCGCAGAGAAGAACUUCUCAAAAGCUGUGCUGUGUUGGGGAUACCAGCCUCCAGAGUCACCAUCAUAAACCACGAAAAACUUCCAGAUGAUCCCAAAGCCGAAUGGAGCGUCUCAUUAGUCUCCUCUGCAGUACUGAGGCUCGUUACAGAUCGCUGCAUCAACAUGGUGCUGACCUUUGACGGAAGAGGUGUGAGCGGUCAUGCCAAUCACGUAGCAAUCUAUAAAGCUGUCAGACAUGUUGCUUCUACUGGUGAAUUGCCUAAAGAGUGUGUGUUGCUCGCCUUGGAAACCAUAGGCCUUCUAAGGAAGUACACCUCCUUCCUGGACCUUCCCUUCAGCUGGUUUCUACCGUCACACCUCCACUGUGUUGUUGGCCCAAAAGGCUACAAGCAAGCCAAAGCUGCCAUGCUGUGUCAUCGCUCUCAGCUUCUCUGGUUUCGGUAUCUCUACAUCACCUUCUCGAGGUACAUGUUCACAAACACGUUCCAGGUCGUUCCACAAGGACCGAAGAAUCUGAAGAUCUACUGAAUGUUCCAGCUUGUGAGGGCGUGCCUAUUGUUAACCUUUAAGCUUCCACAUUUUCAUGUGCAGUUGUUACAAACAAAGCAGAUGAUAGUUUUAAUGAAUCAUGUUGUGUGUUUAAAAGACUCAAAGAAUGUUGUCAGGACACUGUAUGAAAACACUAUAUCAGAUUCUUAUUGUUCCGUUUUUGUACAAUGUUUAUUAAAAAAAGUGGUU
This is a messenger RNA of Xiphophorus maculatus (southern platyfish), 1044 nucleotides long. It is a transcript of the gene pigl, whose product is annotated as phosphatidylinositol glycan anchor biosynthesis class L. Gene Ontology annotation, biological process: GPI anchor biosynthetic process. The transcript is spliced from 7 exons. Gene Ontology annotation, molecular function: N-acetylglucosaminylphosphatidylinositol deacetylase activity. NCBI's taxonomy places the organism in Eukaryota, Metazoa, Chordata, Actinopteri, Cyprinodontiformes, Poeciliidae. The record is from RefSeq and is a predicted model, not a curated record. Bases 22 to 834 code for a protein of 270 amino acids. Gene Ontology annotation, cellular component: endoplasmic reticulum.